GGAAACUGGAUGAGCAGGAAGAAGCGGCAAACUUCAUUACCCUUCUCUUUGGUAUUCCCUUAAUCGCCGUCAACAUGGUGAUGUGUAAAGUGGUUCCGGCGUGUAAGGAGGUCGAUCCUUCGAAGCCCUGUGAAGAUGAGGAUCCUCCUCCACAGGAUUGCACGACAUCACACAUCUUGUUGGUGUUGUUCAUCAUGUUCCUGGCGGGGUUAGCCUGCGCCUGUGUGGUAGUUGGGGGCGUCCCUCUCUACACCUGCCACACCAUUAUGCUUAUAGAUGUUUGGCUCAUAGUUUUCGGUGUGAGUGCCUUGGGGGCACUAGUGGGGCUGAUAGUGUGGAGCAGCAAGAUGUCUAAUGGAAGUUUCGUCAACGGGCCUAAGAUCUUCGCCCUCAUCCUCAUUUUCCUCAACUUCAUAUGGUUAAUUCUAGGCAACGCCCUCAUCAUAGGCGCCUACGUGACGUGCGGUACCAUCACCUUCCUGGGCAUCAUAUCCUGCAGCUCGGGCUUCCUGCACUUUACCCUCGUCGUCAUCAUCAUCUUCGAUAUUGCCUACAUUGCCUUCUUUGUGCUGCUGUGCAUCGCUUACAACAGCGACAAUGGAGUGCAGGGCUGGACUCACCCUGCCCUGGGAGAGUCUGGCUGCUGUGCCCGCCCCGCCUGCUUCUCUUCCUUCUACUGCAUCGGUAAAACGCCAAGCUGGCAGGAGUGGAUCAUCAUAAUUGCUCUGAUCUGCUACACCCUUCUGGCAGUGACCGCCAUUGCUGUGGGCUCUGCCUUCAUCAAUAUUUGUGAUCCUGAUCUGUGGAUACCCUACUGGCUUAUCGUGUACGGUGUGGUGACGCUGGUGAUAUUCUGCUCUGCACUGUGCUGUCUGAUGUACCCAAACUGGGUGGCGAUUUCUUGGGACCGCACCCAGUUCGCCGCCUUCCUGCCCGUGCUCAUUUUUGCACUUUUCCAGCUUAUCUGGCUUACUUUCGGUAACGUGCGUGCCGCUGAGUACAAAAUCAACAACUGCCCUGCGGGGGACACCUGCAACGAUGGUCUGAACGUCUUCACUCUCGUGUUGAUUUUCUUACUGGACUUGCCGUUCCUCGUUAUCAUCUACAUCGGCAUCGUAUUGUUCAUCUUGAUGACUCUGCUGAUAAUCUUCAAAAGUUGCUACGAUUGUUGCCAUAAAGUGGACCAAGACACUGCUGAUCCUGACGAAGAGAAGGCAGAAUGCUCCGGCUCCUGUGAUUCUAGCGACUCAGAAUAAUGUUUAGUCAUGACCAGAAGACUGUGACCACCUUGAUAACCGUAGUAGUAGUAGUAGUAGUAGUAGAAGUAGUAGUAGUAGUUAUUGUUGUUGUUGUUCUUGUUGUAAUAGUAGUAGCAGUAGUAGUAGCAGUAGUAACAACAGUACCGGCAGAAGUAGCAGCUGUAGUGAUAGUGGUGCAUGCUGGUGAUGGCAUCGGCCUUAAUAGUACGCUGUAUUAUCGUCAUGGUGUGUUUUUCGCUUUCCCUCAGCCAUAAGUCCUCUGAUUUGCUAGCAAUGUUUUCACACAAGCUGGCGAUUAAUAGAGAAAUUCUUGACAUAUUAUAAGGCAUGUUAUGAGGUCACAAAACAAACUGAAAUACAGUUAUAGUUGUAGAUGGUUACUUUCGACCAAGACUUUACUUACUGCAUGAAAGAUCAUAACUUUUCGUUGUUCAUUCACUUCAGGACAGAACGCUAAUCUACAAAAUGGCUGAAUGGAGCACUGUGCCUAUUACGAAUUGCACUUAUCCACAAUUUGUUAUUAUUUCUAUCCCAGAAGUGGCGUCAGAAUUUCAUUAUAUUACAGAAUGUAUGUUAUUUUAGUAAUUUCGUUAUUGUCAUCAAAUCAUAUCAAUGAGAACUUUAUGAAACGUUGAUUGUAAGGACCAAGAAAGAGUUGUGUAGAUUUUGAGGCGGAUCCAAAUACGUAUGUAGAUCCAAGAUUCUUUUUUAUUUAUUGAUUCGUUCUUUGUUUUGCUUUCUUUUCUUUCUUCUUCUUUUCUUUCUCUUGCUUUCUUUAUUCACUUAUUGUUUAUUUAUCUGUCUAUCUAUUUAUCUAUCUAUCUAUUUAUGUAUUUAUUGAUUUCUUUAUUUUCGUAAUUUUUCAUGUAUUAGUCCCAGUUAGCUAAAUGUUCCUUCCUUAUUGAUUUUGUACAGAGGCUCCUAGGAAGAGCUGACAGAGGCAUGUGCUCACUGCAUGCCUUUCCUUAUUAUUGUUACUGCAUCUUUAUAUCUAGAUAAAAGUGAUGAUGCUUACAUCCUUCUUCUUCUUCUUCUUCUUCUUCUUCUUCUUCUUCUUCUUCUUCUUCUUCUUCUCCUCCUCCUGCUU
Molecule: messenger RNA, 2346 nt
Organism: Portunus trituberculatus (swimming crab)
Lineage: Eukaryota; Metazoa; Arthropoda; Malacostraca; Decapoda; Portunidae
Exons: 9
Coding region: 75-1256 (393 amino acids)
Source: RefSeq, a predicted model, not a curated record